AAUGGCAUUAUUGGUGUAUGCGACUAUGUGUACUCCAGGGUUUCUGUUUCCCUCCAUAUAUUAAUCCCUUUCCUCACUGCAAACCCUCAUCUCCUUUCUCCAUCUCCACCUCCACACAAGAUCAACUAUGAGCCCCUUGAAUGUGGAAGAAGAGGGCCAUGAGGGCAAGAGGAGACCCAACUUCCCAGGCCAUGAAAGCUUCAAGAGAAGCUCAGUCGAUCCUGUUGGGUUGAGAAUCCUUACACAGUUCUCACAUGGCGAAUCCAACCUUGUCCUUAAAUCUGCAUGCAGGUUGAGGGUUCCAACCCCUCCUCCACCCAGUGGCGCCUCUCCUGAGAGUUGCUUUCUCAAAUCAUGUUAUCUCUGCAACAAGGAGUUAACCCCUGAUAAAGACAUAUACAUGAGGGGUGAUGAAGGCUUUUGCAGUGUAGAGUGCAGGAACAGACAGAUAGUAAUGGAUGAAACGAAAGAAAUAGAGACUUCAACCAAGAAAAUUCUAGCAUCUUCCCGGCAUUGCCGCUCUGCUGGUGGGUGUGAGACCUGUGUGCUCCUAGAGGACCUUCGGCGGCGAAGGAAGCCAAUCUCUCGCCAUAAAAAUCAAGCAUUAGUCUCAUAGUUAACACCCAUUUUCCUGGGUUUCUUUUUUCAGACCAGGAAGAUUGUAUGGAAGGUAGACAAAUAGGAAGUGGAAGAAAUGAGUGAGGGUAGUUGAAAUAUCUUUGUAGCAUUAAUUGUAUUACGUGUGAUCACACAAUGAAGAUGAAUUUGAAGCCACAUUUUUUGGUUUCCCUAUCCA
Vitis riparia (riverbank grape) is the source of this 796-nucleotide messenger RNA. Its product is annotated as FCS-Like Zinc finger 17-like. The transcript has 2 exons. The record is from RefSeq and is a predicted model, not a curated record. Bases 128 to 616 code for a protein of 162 amino acids. Lineage: Eukaryota; Viridiplantae; Streptophyta; Magnoliopsida; Vitales; Vitaceae.